Molecule: messenger RNA, 3326 nt
Organism: Osmia lignaria (orchard mason bee)
Lineage: Eukaryota; Metazoa; Arthropoda; Insecta; Hymenoptera; Megachilidae
Biological process (GO): regulation of exit from mitosis
Cellular component (GO): nucleus
Source: RefSeq, a predicted model, not a curated record
GAAAUAUGUGAAACACUUCGCAUUGCACCAGUGACCGGCAUACUUACAAAAAAUAUUUCUAACUUAAAACUAUGGUUUAAAACUGUGAUUCUUUUUAAUCUCGUACACAUUAUGUUACAUUUAUUACAAAAAAUGUGUUUCUAAGUUUAUAAAAAUAUACUGUUGGUAUUUUUAGUAAAAAAGAUAGAGGAAGCGUUUGAAUCAGGUUAUGUAUUUGUAUACAACAAUUUGAAGAAAGAAAGAAAUCAAAAUGAAUAUUAAUGUGACACUUGAUGAACGUUUGACAAGUAACAGUUGCGUGAAACUCGUAAUUGAAUUACUAAAAUAUAUCUUAUAUCAGAAACAGCAAAUACCAUUUACAUAUGAUUCAUUAAAUCAGCUACAAAUGAAAAUCACUGAUAGAAAUUUGUCUUCUAUAAAAUCUUUAUUAAAUUCCUUAAAGAAUACAUCAGAGCAAUUGAAUUCACAAUUCCAUCUUAAAGGAUGUAAAAUCAAGGAAAUUGCUAUACUUAUCGGUGCUACUAUAAUAUCACCAAGAUUACAUGUUAGAGUGGAAUUUCCCUCUGAUGUUCUUAGUAGUCAAGAUCAUCAUGAAUAUAAACAUGCUUCUAGGAAACCUCUUUUAAAUUUAAUGAGAUCAAUGUUGGAAUGUUCAGAGUUUCAAGAUGCUUUGACUUCACCAUUACAUCCUACAAAUACUUUUGUACUGAUACAAAAGAGCGAUAGUAAUGCAAUAUCAGAAUUCUUUUUACCUAAACCACAGUAUAUACCUCCAAUACAUACUUCUAAUUAUUUUGUAAUUAAGUUGCAACAUAGUGAUCAAGUCAAAGUAGAUUGUAAUUGUAUAGAUUUAGUAAAAGUUUAUAAUGAAGUAUCAGACUGCAACACUAAUAAAGGUAGGGACAUUCAAUUGUUAAAUAAUUCAAAUGGAAAUAAUACACAUUCUCCUUACUGCUGGUAUCAAUCUAAAGAAGUAAUUAAAGGAUUCAAAUUUAUAAGAUGACCAUAAAUAUAUUAGUGUAACUAUAGGCAAUUGAAAUAGCAUAUUUUUUACUAUCAUGAAAUAUCAGUGUUGAAAAGAAGUAUAUUACUAUUAAUAGAUUUAUUGUUAUAAUGUAGAAAAUACGUUAAUCAUAAUGUUACAAACAUAUGACUAAUUGCAAAUAUAUAUAGAUUAUGUUUUAAAAUUUUUAUAUACUGAUAUGUACAUUGAUCAUACUUAUACUGAUAAAUACAAUUUGUACUAAAACUACUUUUUCUUUCUGUCUUUUUCGUCAUUAUCUUUUGUUGUUUUGUCUUGAUUAACAGUGUCUAAAAUAUUGAGUGGUAGCUUAUAAAUUGUAACUUUUAAAAUCCUAAAAUCAACGAUUAUUAGUAUUCUCAUUAUCAGUAUUAUUAGUCCUCCAAUCCAACUCCACGUCAUUAUGAUUGAAAACAACUGCAGCCAUAAUAAUGUUUUGCACAUAUCAUAAUGAUGAAAAUUAGACAUUUCUACAUAUGAUUGUAUGAUGUCACAUUCACUGCAAAUUUAUUGUUAAAAUAGUAUGUUAAAAAUAUAGUAAAGUAACUUGUAUCCAAUACCUUACAUCCUUUAAUUCAAUGGUAGAUUGAUAUAUUUCAGAGAAAACAUUUUUUAUAUUUUUAUUAAAUUCCUUAAGCCCUUGUUGAAAAUUGUAGUUUGCAUACAUAGACAUUAUUGUAAACAAAAAGUUAACUAAUACUGCAGGAAAGACAAUUCUCCAUGGGCUUUCAUAUCUACACAUCAAUAUAAUAUUGAUUACAUAAGUUUUUAUUAAUUUUUGAUUAAUAAUGUAAGUUACAGGUACUUGCAUUGCCACAUUAUAUCCACCUUUCCCACACAUAAAGAAAAAGGUAAACCAUGUAAUUCCAAGUAUGCAAGAUAAAAAACAUGUUAUUAAAUAUAUGUUACAUUUAUGUACAAAUUCGGAGUCCAUAACAACAUAUUUCCACCAGUCUGUAUAAUUUGACCUAAUUUCAUACAGCUCAGGGAUAUCAUUUAGAUCUGCUUUUGCCAGUAUAAUAAAUUUUGCCCAGAGCAAACAAUCGCCUCCAAAACCGCCUUGCUAUCAAAGUUUUACAAUAAGAUAAUGGAUUUUAUAUUUUAGAUAUAAUAAAAUUGUAAUUAAUUAUACCCAUAAUAUAUAGAAUAAAACACUACAAAUAUAUCCGCUGAUCGUACAUAAAAGAUAAAGAAACAUUUGUAUAUAUUUCCACAGCGCGGAAAUUUCAUCCAUAUCACGCUCAAUUAAUUCUUGAUAUUCUUCUAAAAGUUGCAUGUUGUAUGCUUAAGUAUAAUAUCCAUAGUUAAAAUGAUUUCGCGCCAAACUUCAUCCAUACCAAGAGACAUGAAUCUGAUUGGUUUGCUCAUAGCAAGCAAAAUUCAAACGACAAUAGGACGGAAUUUCAAUUACCAAAUCGUUAUUACAUUGCAGUGUUAAUUUUUCUGGUGGAGAAAUAUCUAAAAUCUGAGCCGAAUUUAUAAUAAAAUGAAUCAAUUGAAAUAUUGAAAUAUGGAUUAAAAGUGAUAGGAGAAACUAGCUUUUCUGAGUAUUAAGCAUAGUAGAUUCAAUAUAACUCUGUGGUUUAAAGGAAGUGUUGCAGACCGAUCGUGGGAGUUGGACCAAGAAACGGAGGAACGCGCGGACCGCGAACCGCCACAGUGUUGUCGACAAGAAGGAUACACGAAGGCGAGAAAUUCUUGUUUUUUUUUUUACAUCCGAACAGCGAAAAUCACGAGGAAAACGAUGGUGGAUGCACGUUCUAAAGGGUCAUCGAACGAAUAAACUCAACUGCUGUGGACACGUAAACCAUUCGUGGGUGAAGUGAAACACAUGUGUCGGCCAAACCGUGUUUUCCACUCUAGAGUGUCCGUCCCGUGUUUGAUCCGUGAAAAUCUCACGUUUAGAAAGCCAACUUGUAUUUCAGUUACAAUAAUCUUGAGAAAAUUAACGUGUUUGAGUUUAAACACGUCGAUUAAUGUGAUGAGUUGCUUCUUCGAAAUGGAAUAAAACUUAUUGCAGAAGGCGGCAGUGCGUGGGUGGGUGGGUGUCUAGCGAUUGCCACUCAUGUACAUAAAAUUCCUUUUGGAAUUUUGCACAAAAUGUUGCUAUCGGACUAAUGAUAGUGUACUUUUAUAUUCAGUGUUAUUCUGUUCAAUUGAUAUGUAUUAAUUGGCACAUUAUUCAUGCAAAUCUUUUUAGACAUAAGAAAAAAAAUAUCAGUUAAAUUUCACAUCAACGCUGUUCUUGCUGUCAAUUAUAUUUGGCUAGUGUCAGUUUGACAGUUUUAAAUAAAUAACAUGAAUG